Ramularia collo-cygni is the source of this 1101-nucleotide messenger RNA. RefSeq names its product related to 2-amino-3-carboxylmuconate-6-semialdehyde decarboxylase. Gene Ontology annotation, biological process: secondary metabolic process. Lineage: Eukaryota; Fungi; Ascomycota; Dothideomycetes; Mycosphaerellales; Mycosphaerellaceae. The record is from RefSeq and is a predicted model, not a curated record. The transcript has 3 exons. Gene Ontology annotation, cellular component: cytosol; cytoplasm. Bases 1 to 1101 code for a protein of 366 amino acids. Gene Ontology annotation, molecular function: hydrolase activity; carboxy-lyase activity.
AUGAAGGUCGUCGACAUCCAUACUCACAUGUAUCCGCCAGCAUUGAUGGAGCUGCUGCGAGCCCGAGAAACUGUCCCAUACGUGCGUUCUUUUCCGGACAAUCCUGAAGCAGGAGAGCGACUCGUCAUUUUACCUUCCGAAGAGACUGGUUCAACCUCCCGUGGACGUCCGAUUKGGUCCGAAUACUUCGACGUCGAACAGAAAAUCACAUUCAUGGAAAAUCACGGCAUUGAUAUUAGUGUGAUAUCGCUCGCCAACCCGUGGCUGGACUGGCUACCAGCCGACUCUGCCGCAGAGACCGCACGACUUGUGAAUGAUGAUGUGGAGCGAAUGUGCACGGAGCACGAAGGGAAGCUGUAUGCAUUCGGCACCCUUCCAUUGAGUGCAAGCGCAGAUGAGGUCGUGAAGGAGAUCGAGCGACUGAAGUCACUAAAGCACUGUAGAGGGGUGGUCAUGGGAACUUCUGGUCUAGGUGCCGGUCUGGAUGACCCGAAGCUCGAUCCUAUCUGGGCGGCUCUGGAGAAGAACGAGAUGGUCAUGUUCUUGCAUCCUCACUACGGCUUGCCGAGUGAGGUAUAUGGACCCCGUUCCGGCGAAUACGGCCAUGUCCUUGCGCUGUCCAUGGGAUUCCCCCUUGAAACUACCAUCGCAGUGACACGGAUGCUGUUGAGUGGGGUGUUUGACAGGUUCAAAUCCCUGAACGUUCUGCUCGCUCAUAGUGGAGGAACACUGCCAUUCCUAGCUGGCAGGAUAGAGAGCUGCAUCGCACAUGAUUCUCACCUCAAGCAGGAAGGCAAGAUUGAGCAGAGAAGGGACGUAUGGGWCGUGCUGAAAACGAACAUAUACCUCGACGCAGUGAUUUACUCUGAGUUGGGCGUAAAUGCUGCCAUCGAUGCCAGUGGUGCAGAUAGAGUGCUCUUUGGAACGGAUCACCCAUUCUUUCCGCCAUUGGACACAGACGAGCGAGAGUGGCUCAGCGUAACGUCAAACAUGAAGGCGGUCAUGUCGGCUACUGGUGUGGACGAGGUAGAUGAGGAACAGACUGGACUGAGCAUCCUUGGUGGAAAUGCCAUGAGGAUUUUGCAUAUUGACAAUGCUUGA